UUGGUGCGCGGCGAGAGCGGAAUGUGCAGAGGCGCUCUGUGCACGCCCAGAGGCGCUCUUGACGCUUUUGUUUUCAAACUGUUAUUAUUCUUUCGCAGGUGCCGGAGCGGUGUGGAAACCUGGCCUGAAUCCAGGCGGGGUGGGAGGAGAGGAGGACCGGCUCACUGGCUGGCUAGCUGCGGUUUCUGGCCGCCUCCGUGGGAGGGGCGAAGGAUUUCCUCCCCCCCCUUCCUCCCGUUCCCACGGCUGCAUCCAGCCUGCGCCAUCUGAAACUGGUCAGGGUGUACGAGGCUCGCUCUCAACUGCUCCCUGCAGGGCUGACCAGACCAGGCUGCAGAAAACCAGAAUGGCACAGUCUCAGAGGAGGUGAUCUCUGAGACACCACACACACACCGCUAUCCCUCCAAGGCGGUCCUCCGGCCUGAAGCGGUGGCUUCUUGACCCAGCCGCAGCAGCCCUUGCAAGGGUAUCGGCUACCACCGGCGACGCAGGCCCUGCCCUGGAACUCGGUCCCUCCAGCAGAGAGGGUGAGGGUUCUGCUACAGCCUGGCUGGAGGUUGAAUUUGGCCCUGGUCCCUGUUGAAGGCUUUCUCCCCUCUGAGGCCCAGGCAUCCCCUGCAAAGGGGCCAGUCAGCCGCUCCCCUUCCUGCAGCGGCUCCUGGAGCCUUGCUUCUGCAGCAAAAAGACCAGUUGAGGCUAGGCCGGAGGGGGAAUCUCAGAGAAUAAAGGUGCACAUUGAAUGAAAAGGCAGGAGGGUCUUCACUCUGUUUGACCGAAGGCACAUAGGGAGAUCCAGCCGUUGGUUCCUGAGGCUUUUCCUGCGUUGGUGAUACCCUGACCACCACCAAGGUGGCCUGAGCUUCUCACGUUUAUCUGCUGUUGGUGGUGUUUGGAAGGAGUGGAAUAUUUCCCCACCCCACCGGCAGAGUCAGACACCGUGCUCGCUUUUGCUUUCUUUCCACAAGAUUGCUUUCUACAACUCGCUUUUGGUAUCUUUCUACAAGAUAGGCUGGUCCUGGAGAGAAAGGUGAUAAACUCGCAUUGUGCAAGGCCUCGGCUCAGGAAAGUGGCUCGGCUCUGCGUUUCGAGCCCCAAAGGAUCAGGCUGGGGUUGAGGAUGUGGCCUUCCAAAGCUCUGUGAAAUGGGGGUCAUGCUGCGAGCCCCAGAGGUGCCCCCGAACCAAUGAAGAGCACACCUGCCUGGUGACCCGGCGUGUCUCUCAUGCCAGCUCUGCAGGAUCCGGCACCAUGGCGCGGCCUGGCCCAGGGACUCUGGUCUUGGCCAAUGGACUGGGCUUCCCUCCCAACAACAUGGCCCGUGUCGUGGUGUGGGAGUGGCUGAAUGAGCACGGGCGCUGGCGGCCCUACACGGCAGCGGUUUGCCACCAUAUUGAGAAUGUCCUGAAAGAGGAUGCCCGCGGCAGUGUCGUUUUAGGACAGGUGGAUGCCCAGCUGUCUCCAUACAUCAUUGACCUGCAGUCUAUGCACCAGUUCCGUCAGGACACAGGAACAAUGCGACCCGUGCGAAGGAACUUUUAUGACCCUUCCUCUGCUCCAGGCAAGGGGAUUGUGUGGGAAUGGGAAAACGACAACAACUCCUGGACGCCGUAUGACAUGGACAUCUGCAUCACCAUCCAGAAUGCUUAUGAGAAGCAACACCCUUGGCUGGACCUCUCCUCGCUGGGAUUUUGCUACUUGAUCUACUUCAACAGCAUGUCUCAGGUGAACCGUCAGACGCAGAGGAAACGCCGCCUACGGAGGCGUAUGGACUUGGCCUACCCACUCACCAUGGGCUCCAUCCCCAAGUCCCAAUCCUGGCCAGUAGGGACCAAUUCUGGGCACCCUUGUUCAUGUCAGCAGUGCCUGCUGGUCAACAGCACCCGGGCUGCCUCCAAUGCCAUCUUGGCCUCCCAGCGCAGGAAGGUGUAUUCGGGGAAUGGCAAUGGGACGUUGGCUGUCCGUCAGAGUAAUACGUUCAGUGGGACUGCGAUGUGGUCUCUGGGCACCGUGCAAGCUGGCGGGUCAGCCAAAAUUGAGCAGGUCCGUUCAGGCAACGGGAUGCAAGUGGCCACCUUUUCGCGGAGCCAGAGUGCUCCCAGCAACACCCAGCUCCCUGGCCAAAACAACCUGAACCGGCCUGGUACACAGCGAGUGGCCAUCUUGAGUACCAGGGCAUCCAUCCCACCAGGGGUUCCUGCCCUCCCUGUCAAGAACCUUAAUGGGACUGGUCCGGUACACCCUGCCUUGGCCGGAAUGACAGGCAUCUUGAUGUGUGCUGCAGGCCUGCCUGUCUGUCUCACUCGAGCCCCAAAACCCAUCUUGCACCCGCCACCCGUCAACAAGAGCGACAUGAAGCCAGUGCCUGGGAUUACCGGGAUCUGCCGGAAGACCAAGAAGAAACAUCUGAAAAAAAGCAAGAACCCAGAAGUUGUAGUGUGGCACUACAUCCAGAAGGUGAAGAACCCCCCAGAUGAGGACUGCACAAUCUGCAUGGAGAGACUGGCGUCCUCAUCGGGCUACGAGGGGAUCCUCAGGCACAAAGGUGCCAAGCCAGAGCUGGUGGGAAAGCUGGGGAAAUGUGGGCACCUGUACCACCUCCUCUGCCUGGUUGCUAUGUACAACAACGGCAACAAGGAUGGUAGCCUGCAGUGCCCCACAUGCAAGGCCAUCUAUGGGGAGAAGACCGGGACUCAGCCCCCUGGGAAGAUGGAGUUCCACAUUAUCCCACACUCGCUCCCUGGCUACGGGGACUGCAAAACCAUCCGCAUCGUGUAUGACAUUCCUACAGGGAUCCAGGGGCCAGAGCACCCAAAUCCUGGGAAAAAGUUUACUGCGCGAGGCUUCCCCCGUCACUGUUAUCUUCCUAACAACGAGAAAGGCAGAAAGAUCUUGAAACUCCUGAUCAUGGCAUGGGAACGCCGGCUCAUCUUUACCAUUGGGACGUCCAACACGACGGGAGAAUCCGACACCGUGGUGUGGAAUGAGAUCCACCACAAGACCGAAUUUGGGUCUAACCUCACCGGGCACGGGUACCCUGACCCAAACUACCUGGACAACGUCCUGGCAGAACUGAUGGCCCAGGGGGUCUCGGAAGCCAACUGAGGAGGCGUCGCUGAGCUCUCCCUCGUGUCUCCCGCCACCCACACUUUUGUCACGUGCCGCGUGAAAGCACGAACACUGCCUGAGUCCGUCUGUCUGUGCGUGUGCGUGUGUGCGCAUCUCUGUUGAUCAGCUCUCCACCAGCAUUCAGGAUAAACCUGCCUCUCGCGUUGCUUCUGUAGCCUUGACUUCUCAUGAUCUUCACACGGCAAUGUCAAGUGUGGCUGAAGGAGGCUGUGGGACACUCCUCUGGGGCCAGGAUCGCCUAGAUCAUCUCUAAUUUCUCCCCUACUGGAAGGCCAGCAGGAAGACCACACACAGCUGCGCAAGUGAGCAAGCGAUGCAAACACUCUGCGUUUCUUUUCUUUUUACAUAUAAUGUAUGCACACACACCCCUAUAUAUUCUUGGCAGUCUGCAAUAUUCCUCUCAUCCCGACUGUAUAUGCGUGCACAUGAGACACUCUGUAUUACGUAUCUGCCACUCUGUAACAGGAUCGUAUGUAACAGAGGAGAUCUAUGAAGCCGAGUGUACAAGGGUUGGCCCUCCUGCUUCUCUGCCCCUGCUUUCUCUCUUGGUUCUGCUCCUCCUUUUUCUUCACUCCCCUCCGCAUGGGAGCUCUGAAGGGAAUACUCCACACUGUCCCCCCUCCCUCAGACCUAUACACACGCCUUCUCCUGCUCUGUUCAUGUUCAGCGAGGACUUUUUUUUUUAGAGUAGAAAAAGAAUUAAGCAAAGGAAGAAUUGACCGAGGUGUAUAAAAUGAUGCAGGGUGCAGGGAAAGUCAAAGGAGAGAGGAUGUUUUUUUUUUCCCCUCUCAUAAUAGUAGAACCUGGGUCCAUCCAUGUUGGGAGAUUCAGAACAGGUGAAAGGAAGUCAAACGGCACGUCGUAAAACCACAGAAUUAGCUUCCUUCCCGCUCUUGUCCCCAUCCCCGUGAGCGGCUUUGCAGCCUUGGAUCGCUCAGGCCCCCAUCCCACCCCCAAGUUUGCAACUUGAAUUGCUCUUUCUGCAGAUCCAGCAGAAAUGGGAGGGUUCAAGAGAAGGCAAUGUGCCCGUCAGGGCUGGAUUCACCAAUAUGCUCCAUAAUCUGCAGAGUAAGGUCCCUGCUGUCUGGGGCGUUCCCAGGCACAGUGUGUGCUGAUCCUGCUGUAAACUCAUUCCACAUUCUUGCUGCUCAUAACUCAUGCCUGCUCUUUAUUGAAAGACAAAGAAAAGGGAGCUGUGGCGUUUUUUGUUUCUUGGUUUGUUUGUUUCCCCCCCCCCCACUUUCCCUGCAAGGCAGAUCUGCGCUGCGGCAGAGCUCACUGUGUGCGAUAGUGUCAGCCGAUAACAUGAAUGGGUCCACCCAAAGUCUCCCUAUUGGGAAAGGGCCGUAGCUCAGUGAUAAGACCAUCUGCCUCGUAUGCAGAUGGACCCAGGUUCAAUCCCCAGCAGCAUCUCCAGCAGGGCUGGGAGAGACUCCCUGCCUGAAACCCUGGAGAGCAGCUGCCGGUCAGUGUAGACAUUACUGAGCUAGUUGGACCAAUGGUCUGACUCAAUACAGCGAAGGGCCGUAGCUUAGUGGCAGGGCAUCUGCCUUGCGCGCAGAAGGCCUCAGGUUCAAUCCCCGGCAUCUCGAGUUAGGGCUAACCUUAGAGAGCUGCUGCCAGUCAGUGUAGACAUUACUGCGCUAGAUGUACCAAUGGUCUGACUCAGUAUAAGUCAGCUUCCUCUGUUCCUCACCCCUGCUAAGUGCCUGGUGUCAUUAUGUAGCCUGGGACCCACCUCUGAAACAUUUAUUGUGGAUGGCGAAGGGUGGGGGAAAGAAAUUUGGUUUGGUGAACGUUAGCGUAACAAAUCCACGCUUCUUGAAACAGUAUGCACACCGGAAGGCUGCUAUCCUUUCAAAUUCACCAUUCUCCAAAGUUUGCAAUGCAGUUCCCCAACCCAAAAAAAUGUGUACAGAAGUGUGAGUAGGAAGGGGAAGUUGGCAGAAAAAUGCACCCAUUAGUGAAAGUCACAUGCUAAAAUGCAUUGUUUUAGGCAACAUUGCUUGCAAAAAAAAUUGCAAGGGAUAAUUGCCUUUAAAAAUGUCCAUUAGAAGGAAUGCACACUAAAAUGCUCAUGAGCUUUCUUUUAAUUGAACUGUGGGGUACUAGAGUUAAAACUGGAAAAAUAAGAAGCCAAACUGAACAGAUUUCUCCAUCCCUAGAAUGGAGUUCCCAAAGUUCAGUCCCACUGUCAGUUUGAGACAAAAAUACUUCCCAGGGUGCAACUACAGAUGUAAAAAGGCAUUGUUUUCUACUCCACCCAGUAUUCAUCAUAUGCAGCUCUGUUUCCAUUCUGCUGCAGUUCAUCUUCUACCAAAAACAAUGUUAUUUCUUCACUGUCCGCUGCGGCAAAAUGAUGUACCUUCCGUAAUGUACGCAAGUCAUUACGCUCAUAAUUCAUUCCAUCCCAUUACAUAAUUCAUUACCUAAAUUAUGCUGCCAUUAUAUUAUUCCAGCCCCUUGUUGGCAGUGCAAAGGCCACACAGUGCAAAUGUGGGGGCAGGGAGCAUAACCAAUUAUACAUCAUUUGCAGACUGAAAGCGACAGCAGCAGCGAAUACUGAUUUCCAUACCGGACAUGGGAUAAGCAAACAAACAUGGGCAAUUUCCACGUCCCAUUCCAUUUUCGUUCGGAUUCUCUGACAUCCCUACUUGCAACCUGGAGAUUUGUGCUGCAUCUUUAAAACCACAUACACAGAGAGAGAGCAAGUUUUCCUGCCUGUUCUUUUCCUGCUCCUGCUGUGCUGUACACCUGGAGUGAUUACCUCACUCCACAUCAAAAUUGCUAUUUCUAGUGCUAUGACAACCCCCCACUCUGCCCCAGCUGGUCUCAUUUGAUGUAGGGGAAUCAGCAUGGCUUGAUCUCAUCAUCAUCAUCAUCUUAUACUAAAGAAAUCUCAAGGCGACUCACAACGAGAAAAAAAGUGCAAUCAUCCAUCCAUUCAUUCAUCAUUGGCGCUCAGUCAUGUCUUGAGUAAGAUUGUCUUCCAAAAUAAGGUCUUUAAUGGUGACUGUGGAGGCCAAUUCUAGAUCCACACAGCCUCCCACAGUGAGGGCCUAGGUUUCCAGAUGGAAGACAGUCGCAAUGAGGAUUUGCUUGACAUGCCUUCCGCUUAGCUCGUUUGUCCCUUUCACCCUGUACUCGUGCUUCUUCAAAGUCCGUAGCACCUUUGACAAUAGCCGUCCUCCAAAUGAGACGCUCAUGGGCCAAAACUUCCCAGUUCUCGAUGCUCAUGUUCCUUUUUUUCCAAUUAUCUUUAAGAACAUCUUUAAACCUCUUUUGCUGUCCACCGACAUUCCAUUAUCCAUCCUUAAGUUGGGAGUAAAGUAGCUGCUUUGAAAUAUGGUAAUCGAGAGCCAGUGUGGUGUAGUGGUUAAGGUGUUGGACUACGACUUGGGAGACCUGGGUUUGAAUCCCCACACAGCUGUAAAGCUCACUGGGAGACCUUGGGCCAGUCACUGCCUCUCAGCCUCACAGGGAGGCAAUGGUUAAGCCCCCUCUGAAUACCACUUACCAUGAAAACCCUAUUCGUAGGGUCACCAUAAGUCGGGAUCGACUUGAAGGCAGUCCAUUUCCAUUUCAAUCAGGCAUCAGAAGUGCAUAAAAGAUUAAAACUGGAUGAGCAUAAUAGGUGAUCCAAAAAUAAUUUUCAAGCAAUCAAAAAGACCCCCCAUCACACACACCCCAACAGUAAAAUGAUUGCCAUAAAACUGUUGGCCAAAAAUAUCAGAGGGCAUCAAGAACAAAAUUAACAAUCAAAAGUCCAGGAAUUGCUGUAGCCCCUGCUUUGCAUGCAGAAGGUCCCAGGUUCAACCCCCGGCAUCUCCAGGUAGGGCUGGGAGGGACUUCCUGUCUGAAACCUUGGAGAGCUGCUGCCAGUCAGUGUAGACAAUGCUGAGCUAGGCAGACCAAUGGUCUGACUCAGAAUAAGGCAGCCUUGGAUGUUCCUAAGGGAAGAGGAGAGUGUCUUGCUCUUGCUGAAAAGAGGGGAGAGCGUUCCAUAAAUUAGGGCCAGGAUUCCCUUUUGGACAACCUCCUGGGGGCCACAUUCCAGCAGUAGGUGGGGGCAGAGGCAAAAAGUGGGUGGAGCACUGGAUGUGACUCUUGCCUUGCUACUGUAAACUUCAUUUCACCAUGUAAAAAUCAGGGGCCUUGACACAUACACACACACGCACCCCUCCCCAUCCUUCAUCCAAGCAAGCAGGAGGCAUUUUCACAGUUUUGAAGACCCAUUUCAGCCUGGCAAGAGCCCUUGAGGAGGGUGUGGAGCAGAGUCAGUGAAGGGUGUGGCCAGAGGAGGAUGCACACUUGGGAGAGUCAUGGAGGCCAGAUAGAAAGCCCUGGAGGGCCUCAUUCACCCCCCCUUUUGAUGAGGAUGGAGUAGGGAAGCAGAGCCCCGACAUUUUAAUCCCCGUUUGCAGAUGUGCUAAUAGCAGGCAAGUGUGCAUGAAAGAUAAGAUGCACCUGGUCUCCCACGCAAAGGCUUCAUCUCUAACUACCUGCACUGACAUUUUGAAAAGGUAUUCCCAACAUUUCCACAAAGGGCAAACUAAAGACAACAAAAAUAGCAUUCAGCAGGGACAAGUACCAGAAAGUAGGGACUAGGCCUCAAAACAUGUCGGACACCUUUUGGAAGACGUGGGCACAGUGCGCAUACUGACCAGCAGCCGUCAGAGUCUUGCAGGAGCAUGGAUGCCGUGACCACAGUUCACCAACCUGGCCCCCUCUCAUUUUGGCAUUUAUUUAUUUUUAAAGACUAUUUAUUGCUUUUCACACACAAAAAAAGUUCUCAAAACUGCUUACAUCUCAAAAGACGGCUCAGGAACACGUUUUGAUAAAAAUCGUUUACAGUCUCAGGAGGGGCAGGCUUUCACAGGUAGACCUAUGAAAAACAGGAAGGACCUACCCGUGCAAUAAAUGGAGGCAGGGGCACUACUGAGAAGGCCCUCACUUGUUGCCACCCUCUGCACAUCAGCUGGAGAGGGCACUUGGAAGAUGACUACAAAGGAUGGCUUAUCUGGAUGUGUCCAGUUAGUCACACAAGAAGAGGCGUUCUGUGUUGUAUUCGGGUCCUGAGCCGCUGUGAACCAGGGCUUAGCAUUACAGUAGCCCGCUCUUUUUGCUGUUGUUUAAUAGCGAGAAUUUGUCCCUGGCGCAAGGGGAUCAGCAAGAAGGAGUGCUUCUGAGGACGUGCCAAGUGCCUUUCUCUCUCCACUGGGAAACCGCAGCCUACCCUAGGCACACCCACACGCUGGCAGCUAAGUUGGAAGGGGUUCCAGGGCACAAAUUCCAAUAAGUAGCCCUCUCCUUUUAGAAAUGAAUCGCUUGGCGUUAGCACCAGCGUGAUCCUCCUUAAGCCAGAUGAAGAGGGUAACAGAUGCCUUGUGCCCUGUUCCUCCCUCCUCACUGUUUCUCUAACAGGUAGGAUCCAGUUUGUUAUCAGAAAGCGUUGUUUCGCAGACUUUUGGAGUGCUGAGCUGGCUUUUACAUCCCUGAAAGGCUGUCAUUUAAAGUGUGUAAGAAUCACCCACCUUUGGAGGAGUCCACCUGUUGUGUUACUGGGUGAGUCACUGUUCCAGGCCUGUUGUGUAUCUCUGUAUUGUGCAACAAUCCCUAUGGAGAGUCCUGAGGGCCUCACUCAGUUCCCAGGCCUGAGGUUCUUCACACACACCCCAUUCUAUGGUUUGCUCUUCUUCCCCACCCCAUCCGAAGACCCACUUUUGCCCUGUAAAAUAUGGCUGCUCCUUUUGAACUUGCUGCUCUACCCAACUCUUUCACCCCCUGCAGGAUGCCUUGCCCCCUUCUUGACAGCAACAGGCAGCUUUUUUAAAUAGUCUGACCUGACCCGGAUCCCCAACCAGCUCUUAUCCUAUGUGGUGUCGGAAGGCUUUGGGUGCAUACUAGGGACAUGCUAAAACUGCACCCAAUUCGGAUUUGGUAUUGAAUUUUCCAUCGAUUUGCUUAUUCUCCAUUGCUGAGAAAUGGAUUUCAAUGUAGAGAAUUUUCAUGGCUAUUUUUGAAAACAGACUCUGAAACAUCAAUUGUAAGGAUGAUGAUUUCUUGAUAUUUCCUUUUAAAAUAUUGGUACUGUCUUCAAAAUAUUGCUCUUUUUAAAGGAAAUAGCUAAUUUCCUUCAAAAUAUCGGUAUUCCCUUUACAAAGAGCAAUAUUAAUAUCAAGAUUCUUUUUCAAGUGGAAAAAAACACACAUCUGUAAAAGCAGCAGCUAGCGGACUCAAAUCGAUGCCAGCCUGUUAAGAUGACAGAAUGCUUUUGUACCGGCACCAGCCAACGGAUCCCAUCCCUAGUUCAUACUGAUAUAACUCAUAUUUUCUCAGCGAUCUUUCUCAGUUGCAGAGAGCAAGUGGCAAGAAUCUCAAGGCAGGUUGGCUGUCCAGAGAAGCCACUAUUUGAAGAGCUGCAUCGCAUACAUCUACCACUUCCUAACAUGUUGGAGCCUUUUUCUGGGAGACAAAAGUAUGGAAGCACCACAAUCAGGUACCCGGUAUGGACAUAAGGUCUGCUGGUGGUAUAGGAAUAUUGUUAUGAGCUGUCCAGGGAUGAUGCUCUCCAGCUGUUUUUGGACUCCAACUCCCAUCAAUCUCAGCCAGCAUGGUCAAUGGCAAAGCAUGAUGGGAGUUGGAGUCCAGCAGCCUCUAGAAGGUGACAGGUUCCCCAACCCAGCUUUAAACAUAUAAGCAAGAUUCAGAACAGCUGCACAGUGCAAUAAGCAUCGUGCAGUUUGUGCUGAACGGGCAAUGAGCACAAUAUUCUCUGUGGAUCGGGAUGAGGGAGCAAUUUGGCUCACUUCAUAUUGAAAGCCAAAUUUAUUAAAAGAGCACUUACCCGAAUUUUGCGAUGCAGCUCUCAAACCAGGCAAUGUUUACAAAAAUGCCUAUAGAUUAGGAGAAUGAGUAUAUUGGUGAGAAGAACGUUCAAAAAAUGCAUUAUAUUAAAAGAAAUUGCUUGCAAAAAAAUGUGUACGUGAGUCUAAACUGCAUACAAUAAUGUAUUUAUUAGGAGAAAUCCUCACUAAAAGGUUGAAGAAUUUUAAUGAGGGUUUGAAAACAAGAAAUCGCAGAUUGCUGCAGAAAUGUGGGGAACCUAAUUUAAGAAAGAUGAGAGAAGUGAAACCGACAGAUUGUUCCAUCCCUAGUCGAAAUAGACAGACUGCUGCCUCUCCCCUCUGGAGCAAUGAAAUUGCGUGUUCUUUGAAGGCAGGACCAGGGCCAGAGCCAGUGAGGGGAGGGAGCACCGCUAAAUGAGGGAGACAUACUGAGGCUAGAUGAUCAAGACCAGCCUUCCUCAACCUGGUGCCUUCCAGGUGCUUUGGACUACAACUCCCAUCAGCCCCCCCAGCACGGCCAUGCAGGCUGAUGGGAGCUGUAGUCCAAAACAUCUGGAGACCCCACCACAUGACCGAGGCUCACAGUACCAUUGAGAGGGUUCUUUUCCCCCCCUUACAUAACAGACCUUUUCAAGUGUAGGGUUUUUUCUUAACUUGAUUUCCCAACACUUGGCAACCACAAAAGUAGAAACCUGUUGCCUGGAUCCACCUAUUUCCCAGAGUACAGUUCUAGCAGGAGAGGGGACUCUGUGACUUUCCAGCUGUUGUUGAACUUCCCCUCCCAUCAUCCCUAGGAUGACAGCUGUGUGGGACUGAUGGACAUGGAAGCCCCACGGUCUCUGGAGGGCCACAGGUUCCCCACCUCUGGGUUAUUGGGGUGGAGGAGGGUUGAGUUUUAACACCCCAAAAUGGAACAGGUUAUUGUUUCUGUAUCUCCAAGCAUGGCUAGCUCUGGCUUGAGCUCCUGAGUGGAGCAAAAGUAGCCAUGUCAAUAGCAUGGCCAGUGGAGGUCCCUGCUCGGAGAUCCCAAAGGGCUUGGAAAUUUCUUUUGUCUUUUUCUGUCUCUGUUCAUGCUCAGCAUGUGUUGAUGUCUUGACAGAUUUAUGCAGUAAAUGUGGAAUCUAAA
Molecule: messenger RNA, 11099 nt
Organism: Rhineura floridana
Lineage: Eukaryota; Metazoa; Chordata; Lepidosauria; Squamata; Rhineuridae
Gene: DTX1
Product: deltex E3 ubiquitin ligase 1
Exons: 10
Coding region: 1248-3101 (617 amino acids)
Biological process (GO): protein ubiquitination; Notch signaling pathway
Cellular component (GO): nucleoplasm
Molecular function (GO): zinc ion binding; ubiquitin protein ligase activity
Source: RefSeq, a predicted model, not a curated record